UCUUGUGUCAUUCCUUUGCACGAUCUGUUGGUGAGGGAGAAAGGGGACGUCAAGGGUAGCCUGGGCAUCUAUGUGAUCAGUCAGAACCCAGCGGAAAUGUAUGAGCUUGUGUGUAAGAGUAAGAGGGAGAGAGAGGAGUGGAUUCGAAUCCUGCAACAUGCAAUCAAAGCUUGUCGAAGAGAUGUAGGAUUGAAACCAGCUCAAGCUGCAAGUCAUGAAGUAAUUUUAUCCAAGCCGGUUGAUAUAAACAGAAAACUGGAAGUUGCCAGUAAAGUGAUGAGUAUAAUCAAGGAACUGCAUCAGAAGGAUGAGGUAAUCAGGGAAUGCUGCGAUGACAAGAACAGACUGAUGAUGAAAUUGUUACAGCUGUCCACAGUCAACAGUGAGGCCAGAUCUGUGAGUGAGGCCGGAUCUCGACCCAGUUCUCAGGAGAUAGAUGGUUUGAACGAAUCAGUGGAAAUUGUGCUCGCUGCCAUGCAGGAAGCCUCUCGACUGAUGGGCAUACUCCAGAAUACAGACUCCAACAUGGGUCGGAGUAUCAGUGUUGGUGAAGCCCGCACUGAAGACCAUGUGACCACAUCUAUACCCAGACGGUCUGAGACCUUCUCUGGCUUUGACAGCAGCCGUGGCACAUCUAAAACACUCGUUCGCAACCAGAGUAACGCCAGCAGUGAAACUGACAAAAUACUGACACAUAUAUCACACUCAAGACAAGAAGUGAAUGACAGACGUUACUCUGAUACACCAGACACCAUUUUAGUAUCAAAGUACGAAAACGGAAGCCAGUCCUUGGAGAAGCAGGUCAGCUGUGACACGUCUAGCGAGCACGGCUCAGUGGAUGAGUUGUCAGCAGCAAAUAUAUUGUCUCUCAUUGGUUCACCACCGGUUCAUGAUCAGAUGGCAUCAGUGUUUCAGCUGGUGCAGUACCUUAAUUCUCUAAUGAAUAUCACAAGCAGACAGUGCACAAUGGUGGAAAGUCUUCGAGCUGAACUGGAAGGAGCCAAGGAAGAAAUAUCUAGACUUUCAGCAGACGUGCACAGCCGUCAGUCAACGCUGUAUCGCCAUGAUCAGAUGGAAGAGCUCAGACAGUUACAGGGAAACUUAACUCUGGAGAAACAAGAGUGGGAGAAAAGAAAACUUUAUGACUGCUCACGCCUGCAGAGAGAAAGAGAAAACUUAGAAACUGAACGAAGACACAUUGAGAAAGACAGGAUGAACCUGAGAAAUGAUCAGGAAGCUCUCAAGAGGGAGCAAGAUUUGUUGCAUAAUGAGUUCAACAGAAUGAAAGAACAACAUUUGCGAGUAUCCAGAACUUUUGACAACAGAUUUAACGGCAGUGACUUAGAAAAUAUAGAUAGAGGCCAGCCAAUGUUGCAACAGAGACAUCUGGGUCAUCGCAGGUCAGCCUCAGAUGCUAGGUAUGACACAGUAACUGUUCAAGCUUCUGAAAGUUAUUCCCCUUACGCGUGGGUCAGAGCAGAUGAAUUUCCAUAUGAACCCCUUGAGUCAGUUGAUAGUGGAGAGGAUUAUGUCCCUUCUUCAGUAAGGCAAGACAGUUUUCCCUUCUAUGUUGAAGAAGGAAUGGCGGGUGGUGUCAGCCAUCAGAGUUUGCCGUUGAAGACUGAUGACAUUCCAUUCCCGAAUCCAGAGUCAGCUGCGGUUCCUGCGUAUGUGCCAUCUAGUUCAUUUAGUCGACAGAACUCCACUAGGUUGUCACGUGUUCAGUCAUUGUCUACAGUUUCCCGUAUUGCAUUCAGGCAGAACAAGAAGGACAGCAAGGGAUCUUCUCAGAAGGACAAGUUUUAUGAACAAACAAGAAAAUCAUAA
This is a messenger RNA of Candidula unifasciata, 1827 nucleotides long. NCBI's taxonomy places the organism in Eukaryota, Metazoa, Mollusca, Gastropoda, Stylommatophora, Geomitridae. The record is from the annotation of a GenBank genome assembly.